This is a messenger RNA of Pyrus x bretschneideri (Chinese white pear), 958 nucleotides long. RefSeq names its product phytohormone-binding protein CSBP-like. Gene Ontology annotation, molecular function: abscisic acid binding; protein phosphatase inhibitor activity; signaling receptor activity. The transcript has 2 exons. The coding region runs from base 261 to 725 and encodes 154 amino acids. The record is from RefSeq and is a predicted model, not a curated record. NCBI's taxonomy places the organism in Eukaryota, Viridiplantae, Streptophyta, Magnoliopsida, Rosales, Rosaceae. Gene Ontology annotation, biological process: defense response; abscisic acid-activated signaling pathway. Gene Ontology annotation, cellular component: nucleus; cytoplasm.
GCCAAAAACCUCUGCUCUUUAUUGUAAUACAUUAUUGUAUAUAAAAAAAAAUGAAUGAAAGUUGCUCCUCAGCUCUUGAAUUGUUUGGACCUUUUUUUUCUGUUUUUUUUGGCAAAACAAGGGGGAAUUGUUUGGACUUGUUGAAUAAAAGAUGCCUUUCAACUUUUAUAAAUAAUUAAUCUUACCAUGUACCACGAUCACAUUAUAUUUCAAAUUGCUCCAUAUCUGAAAAUUUCCGGGUUCGAUCGGAGAGCUUAGCCAUGGCUGUCAAAACGAAACAAGAUCAGAUGACAGUUGGCGUUGCAGUUGAAGCCCUGUGGAAAGCUAUGGCUUUGGAUGCAGUUACUGUCAUACCAAAGAUAAUGUCUAGUGUCCGCAGUAUCGAUGUGAUUGAAGGAGAUGGUGGCCUUGGUUCCGUUCUGCGCUUCAACCUUGCCACUUAUCGUGUAGAGUCCAAUGGAGCACAGACAGAAAAGAUUGUGGAACUUGAUGAGUCUCAUUAUCGAUAUGCUUUACAAGUCAUAAAAGGCCCGGCGCUAACACUGCGCAAUUUUUCGGCAUUGACCACAUUUUUCCAACUGAAGAGAAUCAGAGAGCAGGAGACAUUGGUUGACAUGAAAGUGGUAUACGAGACUGAGAAAGAAGAAGUUAAUAGCAGCGAGAUUGCAAUGCAGCCUGUAACUUCUUACGUUCAACUUCUGGAGAAAUAUUUGCUAGAAUCUUAAUUAGAAUGUGUUAUUUUUAUUGUGUUUUGACAAUUAAUACCAAUUAAUUGUGCUAGUGGUGACCUGGGAAGUUCUCAUGUUGCAUCCCUUCUUUUCUUUAAAAUAAAAAAACUGUGCUAUCAAUAAGGUUUAAGUUUUGGACGAUGCAAAGUUGUAGACGGUGGCAGCUUCUUGAAUUAUUGUGUUGGGCAACCUCACUGCUUCUGUUUAUAUAAUAAUUUCUUUUCAUUGCA